GACAAGUCCAAUACAUGUUGGCAGUCUUCUUUUUUGUUCAGCACUUUAUUUUUUUCCUUCUUUUGUUUUGCCACAAUGACCAACGACUCCAUUCAAGAUGGCUGGUUUACCGAGAAAUCGGAUCUGUGGCCUGGACAAGGACUUGCACUCAAAGUCAAGCAGGUUUUGCACCACGCCAAGUCAGACUUCCAGGACAUUCUCGUGUUCCAGAGUGAAUCGUAUGGCAAUGUGCUUGUGCUGGACGGCGCCGUGCAAGUGACUGAGCGCGACGAGUUUGCGUACCAAGAGAUGAUUGCGCACCUGCCGCUGUGCAUCCACCCAUACCCCAAGAGCGUGCUGAUUGUCGGCGGUGGCGAUGGCGGCGUCAUUCGUGAAGUCAUCAAGCACCAGGCUGUGGAGCACAUUACGCUCUGCGAGAUCGACCCGCAAGUCAUUGAAGUCGCGAAAAAGUACCUGCCGUCACUCGCAGUAGGAUUCAAUGACCCGCGCGUGACUGUCCAUGUCGGGGAUGGCGUCGAGUACAUGAAGCAACAUGCCGGCAACUUUGAUGUGAUUAUUACCGACUCUUCAGAUCCGAUUGGUCCAGCAUCCGCCUUGUUCGAGCAACCCUUUUACGCGGCAAUGCGCAACGCCCUGAAACCCAACGGCAUUGUGUGCACUCAAGCCGAAAGCAUCUGGCUGCACUUGGACUUGAUCUGCAACAUGAAGCGAUUUUGUUCAAAGCUCUUCCCUGUCGUAGGAUAUGCAUGGACGAGCAUUCCGACCUAUCCUUGCGGUCAGAUCGGAUUUAUGAUUUGCUCGCUCAAUCCGUUGACAGAGCUGGAGCAACCCACGCGCUCGUUCUCGGACACGCAGCUCAAAUCGCUUCCGCUUCGAUACUACAACAAGCGCAUCCACACCAGCUCGUUUACCCUCCCGCAGUUUGCGCAGGUAGCGCUCGACGCUGUGGACAAUGAGCCUGAGGCAGUUGCUGCUUCCCAAGCUGCUACAUCCCACGUUACGCUUCUUCGAGAGCGCGAAAGUGCUGAAGAGCUUGCCAAUCGCCGAGACAACGAGGAUGCUGAGGAUGAGGAGAGUGAGCAGCCCAGCGAAAAACCGGAACAAGUCGAAGCAGAUGCAUCCACCGAUGCGUCAUGAAAAACAAAGCCCAGAUGAUGAUGCCUGGAAAAUGCAAAGCUUGUUAGAGUAGAAACAUUGUAUUCAUUAAAAAAAAUUUGCGA
Molecule: messenger RNA, 1220 nt
Organism: Capsaspora owczarzaki ATCC 30864
Lineage: Eukaryota; Filasterea; Ministeriida; Capsasporidae
Product: spermidine synthase
Exons: 6
Coding region: 76-1137 (353 amino acids)
Biological process (GO): spermidine biosynthetic process
Cellular component (GO): cytosol
Molecular function (GO): spermidine synthase activity
Source: RefSeq, a predicted model, not a curated record